Messenger RNA from Hyalella azteca, 2279 nucleotides. RefSeq names its product mediator of RNA polymerase II transcription subunit 15. The coding region runs from base 89 to 1258 and encodes 389 amino acids. Gene Ontology annotation, molecular function: chitin binding. Gene Ontology annotation, cellular component: extracellular region. The record is from RefSeq and is a predicted model, not a curated record. The transcript has 4 exons. NCBI's taxonomy places the organism in Eukaryota, Metazoa, Arthropoda, Malacostraca, Amphipoda, Hyalellidae.
AAUCACAUCUCAACCCUCGCGGCCAGAACCCAGCACGUACACGAGCCUCGCGUUGAUACUUCGUCUUGCAGCACGACAAACUCCGAUCAUGGAGCCGAAGAUAUUUAUUGCUGUGGUCCUCAUAUUAUCAGUGGCUACGACCUGCGCCGACGCCCGUGAGAGACGCGGCAAGGUGUGGGUGAGGCGGGCGAGACAAGUACAGCCUGGGUCGUCUGUGGUAGAGCAGGCGGUCGUCACGAAUGUCUUGCGUAAUCCAAACACUGCAGCUGAGUCUGCGCCUGUCGCUGCUACUCGCCAGGCCCCGCAGUACCAACAGCAGGGGCAGCAGCAAUACCAGCAAAUUGGGCAGCAACAAGUCGGACAGCAACAACAACCAUACAUUCAGCCGCAAGGAGCACAGCAACAACUGCCCACAGUGCCGCAGCAACAGUACCCACAGCCGCAGUACCCACAGCCGCAGAACACACAGCCUCAGUACCCGCAACCUCAGUAUCCACAACCACAAGUGGUACAGCCACAGCAGCCGUACCCUCAGCCUCAGGUGGUACAGCCACAACAACAGUACCCUCAGCCUCAGGUGGCACAGCCACAACAACAGUACCCCCAGCCGCAGGUGGCACAGCCACAACAACAGUACCCCCAGCCGCAGGUGGCACAGCCACAACAGCCGGUAGUGCAGCAGCCACAACCGUACCCCCAGCAACCAACACUACCAUCUUACCUGCAACCCAACGCCAUCGUGAAUCAAGUCACCCAGAACGCACCCUCGUACUCGCAGCUUGUGGCGGUGAAGACCUACGGCUCGGUCCUUGAAUCGAAACUUCCGUCCAAUGCUUCGCGGAUUCGACCUAAUCUUCUAGACGGGUUUUCCUGCGCAGGAAGAAUCUAUGGAUAUUAUGCCGACGUUCUGAAUGACUGCCAAGUCUUUCACGUUUGCUAUCCACUGAAGUCCGUCUUCAACAAUCAUCCGGAUGUCCCUGACAUAACUUAUGACUUCAGUUUCAUUUGCAACGAUUUUUUGGCUUUUGACCAACUAUCCUUAACUUGCGGCUGGGCCACGGAGGUCAUCCCAUGCGAAAACGCCCAAGAAUUGUAUGAUGUAACCAACCAGAAGUUCUUCAAGAUCCCUCCUCCUGAACCGCAGGGUCAGGGAGGAUAUGUUGUUCCCGGCGGUACACCACCUUUUUAUCCAGGGGUUCCUCCGCAAAUCGGUACUCCGGUGACAGGAGCGGUUGCGCCCGGUACAUUCCAAGGCUGAUUUCCAGGAAGCUAUGCUAAAAACUUGUAUCUCUCCCAGGCACUAUAAAUUAAUCAUAUUUAGCCGAAAAAAUGAGUUGAUCACCGCUUAAUAAGCUUUUGACGUGCGCCUUGCCUGAAAUCGAAACUCAUUCGUACAGUCUUAGCUACAUAUGAAUUGCUUGCCUACACAAUAACAGGAAAUUCGCGAACUUGAAUGAUAUGAGCUGACAGUUUUUGAUACAUACAACAGAUAUUUAAUACUAUAGGGAAAAAUUUCAUAAUUUAUUAUGUACUUGAAUAAUCUACUCGCAAUCGGGGAUGAAAAUACAAUUCAAGUUUGGAACAAAUGUUGCCGUUUAGACUUGCCAGUGGGCGGAAAGUACAAAUAGGAUUCAGGAUUUGCAUUCCAGUGUAUGAGAUGCUCAUUAAAAAGUAUGUUAUUUCGAUGCUAGCAUGUAGGAGUUGCUUCCUGAAGUUAAUUUCAAGUACUAAAAUGGUCUUCUUAUUUUAAUAUGAAGAUAAAUCUCGAACAAACCUCAGUAGCUGCAAGAUAUAAUGAUGUAAGAUCAUUCGCCAUUUUUAUUUUGGGCAUUAUUACCAUACGUACUUUAAGGGAUAUUGUAUUAAGCAUUGAGGCGUUUUUCAUUGUUCUUAUUAUUAUGUUACAAUCUAAUAAUGACCAUAUUGUUAUGAUUUUAUUUACUAUUGCUCCGGCCGGUACAGACAUACUGAAACGGCAGCAUAAGGGAUUUUAAACUGUUAAUUCUUAUCCAAUCAGCCAAAUGCAUGAAUGUGGUAGGAAUGAACCUCUUUACGUAACUCAUUGUCUAAAUUAUGUUAUUUUAAAUUUACAAAGUUCUUGUUUGUUCAUUUUAUUUUUAAUGAACCAUUGGCUUCAUACUUUCUUAAUUUUUUUUACUGCCGAAUGUGGUUCCGCCUGACAAAUGGUAAAUCGAUUGCUUGCUUGGAUUGCCGAAAUUGAUCGAAUGAUCAUGCUUUGCUGCACUUUCAUUUAAUUGAUAAUAAAAUGAAAUUACGUA